Messenger RNA from Misgurnus anguillicaudatus (oriental weatherfish), 1528 nucleotides. The record is from RefSeq and is a predicted model, not a curated record. NCBI's taxonomy places the organism in Eukaryota, Metazoa, Chordata, Actinopteri, Cypriniformes, Cobitidae.
AUUCACGUUGUGUGGUUUAUAUACGAGUUUCUCUGAUUAAGAGUAGAUCAUUUCAGAGCGUAUAAACAAACUCGUAAUCAUUUCCAUCGAUUGGUUUCACUUGUGUAUCAAAACAAAGCGGUGUCAUCAGAAACACAACAAACGUGGACUCCCGAGGCAUACAAUUCCCAUGACCCCUGCGCCACUCUGAUUGGCUCCGUCAUGCUGUCAAUCAUCCGGCGCUCCUUACGCCAGCGCUCCUACAGUAAAUAUUUGUGUUUGCCCAACCGGCUGUAAUGGUGGACGACUGAAAGAGAAAAGCCGAGAGACUACAUCUCAAAAAUCCAAUCCCGGGUGAAACACUAUUGUUCGCGGCUCGGAAACAAACACCGGCGACAAUGGAUGAACUUAAGCAUCAGGUUAUGAUUAACCAGUUCGUCCUGACAGCUGGAUGUGCCGCAGACCAGGCAAAACAGCUUUUGCAAGCGGCACAUUGGCAGUUUGAGACAGCCCUCAGUGCCUUUUUUCAAGAAACAAAUAUUCCUUACGGUCACCAUCAUCAAAUGGGCAGCAGUACAAUGGCCUCGGUGCCACCAGAUGAACAGGACGAGAUAUGGAACUGCCGAUACAGACGACAACAGCUCCAAAACCGGCUUCAGUUCCUCAAGGAGAUCCAGAAGAAGAACACCAGAACACCAGAAGAUUCAAAUACAAGCGAAGAAGGCCCGUCAGAACUAGAAAGAAUCGAGGAAGAGCUGAAGUCUCUGGAGGAAAAAGAGAAAGAGCUUAUUCAGAAAAAAAGCCACAAUAAAGUCACAUCACCCAACGUGAAGUCACCACAAUCCUCAGACAUUGCCAUCCAAGGACUCUAUGUUCUCCCCUUUAAUGCUUCAGAAACAAUUGCUCCCUACAUUCCUCUGGAAGAGGAAGAAACAGAGGAGCCGAACGCUUCAGAACCUGUUGUUCAACAGCCAAAAGCUCCUACUUCAAGUCCAAAUCCAGCUCCAGCUUCAGGUCCAGUGACAAAAGAGCUCCCAAAGAUCACCAAAUUGGAUGACCUCGGCAUGUACCCUUCAAUGGUGAAGUGCCCUUCCUGCCAAGGCAUUGUCAUGACUGAUACUCAAUUCAAAGUGGGCAGCAAUUCCUUUCUGUUUUGCUGCCUACUAUCUGUGGUUGGGUGUGUGGCCGGAUGCUGCUUGGCCCCAUUUUUUAUGGCUCGCUUUAAGGACAUCUUGCACAAAUGUCCAGCCUGCAAAAAAAAGAUUUACGUGGUAGAAAAGCUCUGAGACACCGACGGUGUCAUUUGGUUCCUGAUCUGUGACAGUAUGACUGAAGGUCCCUUAGAAGAGACUGCUGGAUGUUCAUCUUAAUCUUUUCAAUGGGACUGUUCGGGAAAGUCAACAUUUUCUUAAUUGUUGUGGAAACUCAUAGGAAUUCAACUAGUCGAGUGUAUCGAUUGAUAAUUGACUUUUUGAAUAUAACUUCUGUGGUAGUUGCAGAUCUUACAUGCAGGGUCCAACAUUAAAACUCGCCAAUGUGGCAAAUAAAA